CCUUAGUUACCAGGAAGCUCUCAACAACUAUCCAAACAUCAAGUCUCUUCUGUCUCCUUCCCCCUCAGGCCAUAGUUUCUCAACAGGACAGCCACAUCGAGCUCCAGCGGGCCUCUUUCCUCACCGCCGAGCGGGACCGGCCCGGCAGCCGGAACCGCGGCACCGACGUGCUCCUGGAGCAGGAGAAGCAGCGGAACCUGGAGAAGCACCGCGAGGAGCUCGCCAACUUCCAGCGGCUGCAGAGCCAGCAUCGGCAGGAGCAAGCGCGCUGGGAACGGGAGCGGGAGAGGCAGCGGCGGCAGGCGGAGGCAGACCAGCAGCGGCUGAAGGAGAAGGAGGACGAGUGUCGCCGGCUGGAGGUGCGUUUGGCCGAGGACAGGCAAGAACUGGAGAGGCAAAGACAGACGUACCAGCAAGACCUGGAGAGGCUGAGAGAGUCCACACGUGCGGUUGAGAAAGAGAGAGAACGGUUGGAGCAACAGAGGAAGCUGAAGAAGCACAACACGGUGCCGAAUACUGCGGCUCUUUACGCACAGGAAGUUGGACAGCUUUCCGUUUCCUCCAGCUUCAACGGGGAACUGCUGUACGGCGGAGCAGGGGACCAGGCGCUUCCUCAAAAGUCUCUCCUGCGGGCCACUCUCUCAGCAUCCCCCGCCGACUACCCCGAGCGUCCUGAAGUCCACUCGCGCCGAGAGAGCUCCUGCAACACCCUGCCGGCCAAGACUGAGGUUCCCAUCCAUCUCAUCAGCACCACCAACCAGCUGCACAAGCAGGGCAGCGUCCAGCAGCAGAUACCGACCAAACUCGCUGCCCUCAGCAAGGGCAAGGAGAAGAGCGGGAAGGGCAAGAGUUCGCACCGCACCGAGAGUUUGGCUUCUGUUGACAUGAAGCAGAUGCUGCCCGUCAAGCUGUCAGCGAGGGAUUCGGAUGGAGGGCACAAAGCACGCCGGCCCAUCAGCCCCCACCAACCACAACAUUCACACUCAGAUUCCCUCAUCCCUCCAGACGCUUACACAGACGCCCAGUCCAGCCUCGCGCCCGCCGCUCUCAAAACCCACAACCAGACCUCCCAGUACACUGUUAAUGAUGAAGCCGUCAAGGAGGACGUCAUCUUUUUCUGAGCUCAGCAUCCGAUGGGACGUAAAGACUUUGCGUUGACGUUUCGGCCGGUCUUGAUUCUUUACACAACGAACACAUUUUAAUCCCGUCUUAACUACUAACAAGUUUUAUUGCAGCCUGUAAAAACAACAGGAAAAGUGUUUUAAUUCGUGCGAAAAAAUAAAAGGAGCAUGUCCAGAAAACCCAAAGACUUUGACGGACAGCUUCAAGUGAAGUUAACUAACAUGGAGAAUUCUGUAGCAUGCGCUCCGAACGUGCGAUAUGAAGGAUAAAUGGAUGUUUUUGGUCGCGUAUUGUUGUGGUGAGCUAAUUUGCACAGCGUCAAUGUCCCAUUUCAUUUCAAACACUGUAUUUGGGACAACAAUUUUCUGCAGAAGGAUUCGGUUUGGUUUCAAUUAUAGUUAGUGGUCACUCUGGAAAGUCAUUGUGGAAAACUUAUGGAAAAAGACAAAUAGAUUGAA
Messenger RNA from Rhinichthys klamathensis goyatoka, 1580 nucleotides. Its product is annotated as rho guanine nucleotide exchange factor 18-like. Lineage: Eukaryota; Metazoa; Chordata; Actinopteri; Cypriniformes; Leuciscidae. The transcript is spliced from 4 exons. The record is from RefSeq and is a predicted model, not a curated record. The annotation marks the transcript as partial.